CCCAGACCCAGUAGUCUUCUGAACGCAACAUUCAGAUAAUCGCUUCCCUUAUUUUUUUUUUAAUCUUUUUAUUUUCCCUCUUUUUUAAUACAAGCCCAGUUUUCCACUUUCUGUACCGAGAUUUUCCCGAGAAAAUCCUAGUCUGGUGCUUUCAUCAGUCCCAAAUUCAAUCCCAUCCAUCACUAAGCCUUUGCUAUCUCCACCUGAAGGUAAGCCCCUUUCUUCGCUUUCCUAGUCGGUUCUCUUAUUUUCAUCAUCUGGGUCAGCGUGUUACAUCUGGGUGCCCUUCUUAAAUGCCACUCAAUUCGCUGUGCUAUUCUAGUACUAGCAAUAAUCUACUUUCAGAUAAAAUUAUUACUGUUGGGUGAUUGGUGUGUCCAGAUGAUGUCUCCUCCAAGAAGAAAGAAAUGGACUGAAGCAGAAGAGAGAACCCUAAUCUCAAAGUAUGGAGAGAUGGUAUCUGAUGGAACCCUCGCCAAGAUGAAAACCCGUGAGAAGAAAUUCCAACCCAUUGCUUGUUAUGUCAAUUCGGUGCACCAUGCUCGCGAUUCUAUCGCGUACCCUUGGCAAUGGACUUGGAAGGACGUGUCCACCAAGGUCCAGAACAUGAGGCACCAGUACUUGCUUGUCAAGCAAAAGAUCAAGAAGCCUGAUUCUGAGAAUUCCGGCGCGGGGGACUGUAAUAAUAGGGAGGAAUUUGAUUGGGUGGAGGGACAUACUCAUUGGUCGAAUUUUUUGAGGUACAAAGAGGUUUUCGGGGACGUGCCAAUAGGGAAUGGGAGUAAUGCCGAUUUGGCGACGGUGAUGAAUGGUGAGAAUGGUGGGGGUUUCAUGGAGAGGGGGAUGGAUAUGGUGGGGUUUGGAACAAUGGAUAAUGAUGGGAACGGGGAUUUUCCAGUGGCAGGGAUCAAUGGCAUUGAGAAUGGGGUGAUGGGUUUUGGUUUUGAGUACGAUGGAGAGGAAAUGGAGGAGAAUUAUAAUGGGAAUGAUCAGGUUAGGGAGGGCAGGGACGCUGGUUUUGUGUAUGAAGAAGUAAAUAUGAAUGGGUCCAAUUCAAAGAAGAAGAGGAAGGUGUUGAAAGGUUUGGAAAGGAAAGCAUGGGGGUUUCUUGCAAACCAGUUGGGGCAGUUGAGGGAAUUGGAGGCUCGGUUUGAGCAGCGUGAGCUGGAGAGAGAGCGUGAGAGGCAAAGGAGAGAGAGUGUCCGUUUGGAGGUGGAGAAAGAAUGGGAACGAAAAUGGGAAGAGAGUGAAAAGGAGAUGGAAGAGCGAGAGAAGGCUAAGGAGAAGUUGAGGAAGCAGAGAAUUCGAGAAUGGGAAGCUCUGGAGAAGGAGAGUGACGAGAGGGAAAGAAGAAGAAGAGAGGAAGAGUUGAAUCAUGAGAGAGAAUGGCAGGAGAGGAUGAAUAGAAGGUCAGAAUGGAAGAAGAGGAUUGAUGAUUUGCUGAAUCAGCAUCGGGCAGACAUGAGCCAGAUUCAGACCCGAAUUCUUCAUGAGCAGCAAAACCUCACCAACCAGUUGCUUGGGAUUGUCUCUCAAUGGACCGCUCAUCCAGCUGGGCUUUCUGAUCAUACUAGUGCUAGCAACCAUUAUCUUUCACAGAUGAUGCAGAAUCUACAUCAUGUAAAUGGUAUGGUUCAUGGAGAUACAAGGGUUGAGGGAGAUAAUCAAGAUGAUCAAUUCAUUGUUGAUGGGUGAGGUGUUUUUUGAACGAACAUUUUCUGCAUGUCCAGCUGAAGCUAUUAGAGGAUGAUUAUGGUCACGUGAAGAAGUGUAAAGGUCAGAGAAUUGUUGAGUACAUUCUAAUGUGGACUUUCUUCAACUAGAUGGGUUGCAAUAGUCUCUUUGUGAGUCUCAUCCCUACCAGGCCAGGCGGAAAUGACAACCACUUGGAAUGAGGAUGCUGCAGACCACUUUCAUCAUUUGUGAAAGUGACUCUUUUCAGUGAGUAGCUAGAGUUUAGAUUAAUGUGGUGGCAUCUCUAACUUGUUUCAUGAGAUGAAAAGUAGUGGGUGUACUUCAUCAGGUAUGACAUCCAUGCUUUUGUACAUUGGUUAUGCAUUCCUUCUAUUUAUUUAUUUCUCUUUUGAUUCUUUCACCUUUUCUGGGGGUUGGGGUGGUUGGAGAAUGCUUUGUUGGGCUAGCUUGUGCAUACAAUUGUUUAUGUUAAACUCUUUGUGCUGCUAAACUUUUAUUGUGUAAAUUAACUAGAAUUUGCAUCCACAGUGUCCACUUCAUUAAAUCGCUACUAGACCGAGACAAACAAUAGUUAUUAUUUGGAGGGUAGAAGUACCUUAGAAGAAUAUCAUCUUUGAUGAGCAUUGAACAAUUCAAACUGAAAAGUCUUAAUUGAACAUACAAACAGACACUUGUGCACAGGUUGAAGACUUGAUGCAUUUGAAACUCUGAAAUCACAUACUAUUGAACCUACAUUAAAUUCCAUCCUUGUAUCUACUCAAAUAUGCAAUGAUGUAUGAAAAUGUUUAGUUAUGCCAGUGAAAUAUUUGUAUUUAGUAAUUUGUGGUAUUUGGCCUGCCUCACUGAAUGACUGUGGCUUGUUAAGUGAGCUACUUCAAUCACCCGGGCAAAUUUGAACUCUAGCCCCUGUUUAGCUUCUUGUGAAAAUUUGAACUCUGGCCCAAAUUAGUAAACAGAUCUCCUACUUGUGUACAACUGUUAAGGUCUUUUUUUUCUUGUUGUUUUCCUAAUUCUUCUCUUUUUUUAAAAGAAAAAAUGGUUGGGGAGGGUUGUAGCAUGCUGAAUGCAGUUGCAAUACAAAUAUUGACUUUGAACUCAUUACAAUGUGGAGUUGGGGGUGUAACUACUGCUGUAUAAGAAUUUCACUUUUGGGGACCUACCUGACAGACUGAUGAAGAAAUGUAUGAGAGGCAUUCAGGGUCAUCAAUAAUUUUAUUUGAGAGGGCAUUUUCAGCCAUUGCAUUCUGUUAGGGUAAGCAAUCUGUUGUAAGUUUCAUUUCAAGAUGUGCAAGGCCAAAAGUUUUCAUUCAUGAAGGCCGUCUGUAAUACCCAAUAGAAACCCUGAAAUUUUAUUCAUUGAUCACGUAUAAAUCCCUUUAAUAUGAACCAUGCAAGCUCCUUAACAGUGAUAUGAUUUGAAAUGUUUGGAACAUUCCCAUUGACAACGGACAGCUUUGCUGUCCAUGAUUCGUGUUUCCUUAUUUGCUUUGAUGUCCAUAAUCCUUGUUUCCUUAUUUCAGCUUUCCUUAUUUUACUUAUGUUUGUACAGUUGCAUACAACUUUGAUAGACAGAAUAUAUUUUCCAUGUAUAGGGCUAGAAUCAUUUGGAAACUUACUUACUUACUUCUUUCCAUGUAUAGCAUUCUUGUAAGAGUGUAAUACCUGGGAGAGAGAACAUUUUUAAGGGAGAGAAAAUCCUCUCCGUACACUUUUUUUCUUUCCAGUUUGUUUUUUCCUUUUCUCUUCAAGCUUAGAUGGUAUCCAUGAUUGGAUGAACUUGAUUAUUUUGGUGGGGAGGAGAAAUGGCUUCUGCGAAAGUUGUUGUUAUUGAGCUUAAAACUUUUGAAGUUUUUAGGGAGGGAAGGUGGUUGAUCAUUACAGAAAGUGGGUAGAGGCUUGUGAGAAGCCUAAGAAUGGAGCUAGCCACUACAAGGUGGUUUAGCAAGGCUUUGGAGGAUGGCAUAAAGGGAAGGAGGAAGAGUUUUUAUGCUAGCCAUCAGGAAGGUGACAAGGGAUUUAUUGUGCAGAGGUGCACAAAUAUUCAAGGUGCUUUCAUGGCGUUAGAAGAGCAUCGAGGUGGUGGUCGUUGUAACAACAUUAUGGUUCCUGAGGAUAGAGAUGGAAGGGAAUGGAGGAAACUGGCAGAGGUAGUAAGGGACGUGGCUCGGUCUGGUGGCCAGGCACCACGGGAUGCUCGGUCCGUUGGUCAGGAUCUAUCAGCGACAUCGGCUCCUCAGUCGUACAAGGAAGCCCUCCAACAAUAGGGUUCCUUUGUCUCAUCCCAUCACUGGGACAAAAGGCCUGUCAAUGGCGUCGUUUCUGCAAAGAACCAGAGGCGUGAGGAGGAUGACAGGAGUAGUGUUGGCCUGCAAAAGGAAAGAGCUCUUCGGUUAUUAACUGAUAUGGAAAAACAAAUGGGUGAGUUGCAUUUAAACUUGACUUGGAUUAAACGGUGUGUUGAAGUUAAUGGGUGGGGACUGGACCCAAGCAGGGGGGAUGGGUCAAGUUGAGGGAGCUAGGCCCAAGUCUCAAUCCAAGGGCAAGGGCCCUUUAUUUGAAUUACUCCUUGGAGCCUCAAUUGGGCCACGGGAAGGAGCUGGGCCUUCCAAGGGGAAGGGCCCAACUCACGGGCAAAAGCCCGCUAGGCCUUUCAGGCCUUCUGCCGGCUUAGUGUGGCAUUGACGUGGGGUUUCUCUUCCCCCCGCAGUUGUGGAUCGCAGCGAGGGAGGUGGGGGUGAACCUCAGAUGCCGGCGAAGCCGGUGGUUUUUUAGCCCUUUCCAAUUCCAGUUGGAGCUGCCAUAGUUGUUUCACUACCUGUCUCCAGUUGCGACACGUUGGGAUUGGCACAGAGUGGGUCACUUGAGGAUGCAGGGUCUUCAACGGUAGUCGUGGCUCCCAUCCCAACGCCGGCGACUAUUCUACUACCUCCAGAGACGCCGUACGAAGCAGUUUUCUUAAGUUUUUCCUCAAAACUUGAGUGGGGAACACUUACAGAACAGGCCAUUGGAGUUAGGAGAGCCCUCGACGGCAGUUGUUGCUCCAUCUCCUCUGCAGGUGGUUGUCUUGCCUUCUGAGGGGGUGCCGAUGGGAAGUAAAGAGCCUGUUUAGACUCAGCCGUGGGAGGUAAUACACGGCUCUGCUUUGGUAGUGUCCUUGGUAGAAAAUGGGCCUUCUGUUGAGGAACCAACUCCUCUUUGCACAGUUUCCCCUAACCUAGACUUGUCUACAUCGGAGUGGGUAUUUAAGAAGGUUGAGGAGAUGUAUUCUUCUCUCGGUAUUUCUUGUGUGGGCUAUGAGGAUCAAUUUAGAGCCCUUCUUAUUGUUAUUGAAAAUAAUAGUUCGAAGUUGACCAAGAAGAAAGCAAGGGAACUUAAAAGGCUUUCUUGCUCCAUCAACUAUGAAGCUAAAGAAGGGGGUGGUGGUAUAGAUAGAUUGAAAGGGAGGGGCGCUAUUUGUAACUAUGAAGCCUAAGAUAUUAUCGUGGAAUGUGAGGUGGCUGAAUGAUUGCAAUAAACGACUUCGUAUAAGAUCUUUAUUGCAGUCAUGGAAAAUGGAUGUUGUGUGUUUUCAAGAAACUAAGUUGAGGGUAAUGGAUAGAAGAAUAAUUCGUAGCUUGUGGGGGUUUUCAUACGUCGGGUGGUCCUACUUGGCAUCGCUAGGUGCUUCUGGGGAGGUUCUUUUAAUGUGGGACAAAAGAGUGGUGAAGUCGGUUGAGGAAUGUGUUGGAAAUUUUUCGAUUGCUUGUUGCUUUAAAAAUACAAUUGAUGGAUGGGAAUGGGCCUUUGCGGAUACUUAUGGUCCAAAUUUGGAUAGUGAGAGGAGGCGACUAGGGGAGGAGUUGGCAGAUUUUAUUUAUUUAUGGGAGGUGUCGUGGUGCAUAGGGGAAGAUUUUAAUAUUCGCUUCCCCAGCGAGCCAUCGGGGACUCAUCACCACUCAACAGCCAUGGAGGAGUUCUCGGAGUUUGUAUUUGAUUUAGAUCUUAUGGACCUCCCUCUCCUCGGGGGUGAGUUCACAUGGUCUAAUGGUCGGGGAUGGUCAAGAUUAGAUCGGUUCCUUGUCUCCCCGUCAUGGGAGGUGUAUUUUCGUGAACUUUCUCAGAAAAUGUUGCCCCAUGUGUGUUCCGACCAUUUCCCUAUUGUGUUAGAUUGUGGAUGUAUUAUUGGUAGACGCAGACCUUUCAAGUUUGAAAAUAUGUGGUUAGCGGUGGAGGGUUUUGUAGAUAAGGUAUGUUCAUGGCAGUCCUCUUAUAUGUUUACAGGCAAUCCCAGUUUCAUCCUAGCCUGCAAGCUCAAAGCUUUGAAACAAGAUCUCAAGAAGUGGAAUUUGGAAGUGUUUGGUAGCAUUGAUAAUCAAAAGAAUACCCUUAUGGAGGAAUUACAAGAUUUUGAGGCUAGGAAACUAACAGGAGACCUCUCGGAGGAGGCCCUUGCUAGGAAAAGGGUGGUUGUAAGUGAGCUGGAGAAGGUGUUAUUAAUGGAAGAGAUUUCGUGGCGAUAAAAAUCCAGAACCCUUUGGCUAAAAGAGGGUGAUAAAUGUAUAAAGUUCUACCAUAAAGUGGCGAAUUCACAUUGACACAGUAACACUAUUGAGACACUCCACUCAGCUACUCGAGUGCUUUCAUCCUCUGAUGAGUUGGAAAAUCACAUUGUGCAGCAUUUUGAAACCCUCCUUUCGGAACCGGUACACUUGAGGCCAAAACUUGAUGGCUUUCUUUUCAAGUCUAUUGAUUCACAAAGUGCAAAUGGUUUGGAAAGGGAGUUUAGGAAGAUGAGGUGUUCAAGGUUAUUCAUAGCAUGGCAAAGGACAAGGCACCGGGCCCAGAUGGAUUCUCGAUGGGAUUCUUCCAAAUUUGUUGGGAUGUAGUGAAAGGUGAUAUCAUGCAAAUCUUUGUAGAAUUCCACUCUUUCCAUAAAUUUGAGAAAAGCCUCAAUGCGACAUUCAUUGCUCUUAUUCCAAAAAAACAUAGGGCUAAGGUAAUUGAAGAUUUUCGCCCUAUAAGCAUCGUGAGUGGAGUCUACAAAAUAAUCUCCAAGGUUCUGGUAAAUAGGCUUAGCUCGAUGAUGGAGCAUAUUAUCUCUAAGUCCCAAAAUGCCUUCAUUAGGGGGAGACAGAUUCUGGAUUCGGUGCUUAUUGCCAAUGAGUGCUUGGAUCAUAGGUUGUAGGAAGGCGUUCCAGGUAUUCUUUGCAAGCUUGAUAUGGAAAAGGCCUAUGACCAUGUGAAUUGGGAUUUCCUCCUUUACUUGCUCAGUAGGUGUGGUUUUGGUGAUAGGUGGAUCUUAUGGAUCCGCUAUUGUAUUUCUACCUUCCAGUUUUCAGUGUUAGUUAAUGGCACUCCUGCUGGGUUCUUUAAUAGCACACGUGGUCUGAGGCAGGGGGAUUCCUUAUCACCUCUCCUGUUUGUUAUUGUUAUGGAGGCACUUGGUCAGUUGAUGAAGGCUGCUGUUGGCAGAGGUUACUUAUCUAGUUUCUCGGUCGGUAAUGGCACAAAUGGGCCUACUUCACUCUCUCAUCUCUUAUUUGCAGAUGAUACCCUCUUAUUUUGUGAUGCGGAUUCUGGUCAGAUUCUAUAUCUAUGAGCUCUCUUGUUAUGCUUUGAAACAGUGUCGGGCCUCAAGGUUAAUCUUAGCAAAUCCAAGAUGGUUGCGGUGGGUGUGGUGCCUAAUAUUAACAGCUUGGCGCAGCUGUUGGAUUGCAAGAUGUCUUCUUUGCCUAUGCAAUAUUUGGGUCUCCCGUUGGGGGCUAACUUUAAGGCUCAAGCCAGUUGGGAUGGGGUGGUGGAGAAAGUUGAGAGGAAGCUUGCUAGGUGGAAACGGAUGUAUCUAUCGAAAGGGGGGUGACAUACUUUAAUUAAGAGUUCCUUAACCAAUCUUUCCACUUUUUUCCUUUCACUCUUUUCUUUGCCUGCAAGGGUGGCGACUAGAAUUGAGAGACUAUUAUGGGCUUCUCUGUUUUUUUUGUGGGGGGGGGGAAUGGGGGAGAAAACAAAAUUCCACCUAGUUAACUGGAACAAGGCUUGUUCUCCUAUUCCAAAUGGAGGCUUGGGGAUAUGUAAUUUGCGAAUGUUCAAUAAAGCUUUAUUAGGUAAAUGGUUAUGGAGGUACCACCUAGAGGGGAACACACUAUGGAAGGAAAUUAUUGAUUCUAGACAUGGGAGCAAGUGGGGAGGCUGUUGCUCCAAUGAAGUAAGGGGGAGACAUGGUGUGGGCCUAUGGAAAUUUAUUAAGAGGGGUUGGCAGGCGUUUGAAAGCCACUUACGAUUUGUGGUGGGAGAUGGUUCCAGAAUCAAGUUUUGGCAUGAUGUUUGGUAUGAAGAGUGUGUGUUGUACAGGGCAUUUUCAGCACUCUAUAGUAUUGCAGCUAACAGAGAGGCCUUUGUUGCAGAUAUGCGGGUAUUCUCCCAUGGAUCUUAUCAGUGGAACGUUCUUUUUAAUAGAAAUAUUCACGAUUGGGAAUUGUAGGCUGUCUAAUUUCCUCAGGUUGCUCUAUUCCAAGGGAAAUAAUACGGCUCAAGAAGAUAGGUUGCAAUGGAAGGCUAAUGGUAGUAAAAAAUGUACAGUCAGGACCUACUACAAGAUUUUGUCAAUCCAUGGCCAUGUUUCAUUUCCAUGUAAGAGGAUUUGGAGAUCACGGGUGUCUACUAAGGUUGCCUUUUUCGUAUGGACUACUGCUUUUGGGAAGAUCUUGACUACGGACAAUUUGAGGAAGAGGGGAAUCAUAGUGAUGCAUUGGUGCUACCUGUGUAAAAAAAUGGAGAAUUUGUAGAUCACUUACUAUUGCAUUGUGAGGUCACAAGGGGGCUAUGGAAUGAGAUCUUUAGAAGAAUGGAUAUUGCUUGGGUAAUGCCUUCACGGGUGGUGGAUUUAUUGGCCUGUUGGAAGGAGUUUCAAGGCUAUCCUCAAGUGGCGGCAGUGUGGAAGAUGAUCCCGUUGUGUAUCAUGUUGUGUACAUGGUCGGAGAGGAAUGAGAGAUGCUUUGAAGAUAGGGAACGCACAAUGGAGGAGCUUCAGAAUUUAUUUAUGCGCACUUUAAUGCUGUGGUUUUCAGCCAUUGUACUUGAUAGAAACAAUGUCCAUGAUUUUCUUUCUUUAGCUAGAAUGUAAUUAGGUGUUUUUUUUGUAUACUUCAUGUGUACACGAGCUAUGCCUACUUAAUUCGUAUGAAUAAAAUUCUCUUAUUACUUAUUAAAAAAAAAAAAAAAGCAUUCUUGUAAAGUCUAUAUAUGAUAUACAGAACACUCAAGGCCAGUUAACACGGCUAUUUUAUACAAUAUUGACAUGGUAUCAAGAGCCGACUGCUAAGGUUAUUGUCUCUCUUGAAUUGUUUUUCUCAGUUUCAGUUUCUCUCUUGUGUUUCGGAAUCUCUCUUGGUGCACCUGAGGUCCUGACAUCACAGUUUCUUUUUCUUAGUGUUCUGUUCUCUGGUUUGGUGCUUUUUGGCAGGAUCGGUUUCAGUACUGGGUAUUUUUGGCACCUCUCAGAUCAUUGGUGAUUUUCGGCAGUUCUGUGUUUGGUCUGGGCAUUGUCAACUUCUUCUCAGACUUUUCGGCACUUCUCUUUUCUGGUUUGGGUGUUUCGGCACCUCUGUUUUUUGUUUGGAAAUUUUUGGCACGUCUAUAUCUUUGUGGCAGUCGCAGCAACUCGUGGAAUUUUUCAGCUUUUGUUAUAUUUUUGGUACUAGGUCCAUAACCUUUUUUGUUUUGGUCUCCUUUAUUUUCUGCUAUUUUGCUUUGUCUUGGGUUCCAUUUUUUUGCAAUGGACUCCGCACCUGCAUGUGUCAAUUUUACGGGCAAAAAUUACUCUACCUGGACAUUUCUGCUUGAACUUUUCCUCAAGGGAAAAGACCUUGGGGGUCAUAUUGAUGGCACAGAUGUUGCACAAACAUCCAUCAUUGACAAAUCCGAGGAUUUUGGCUAUUCUCCUUCAUGGGCUGUGCUUGAUGCUUGGAUCAUGUCUUGGCUUCUUGGUUCGAUGGAGCCACAUAUUUUACUUAUGCUUGUACAGUUAGCAUACAACUUUCACAAAAUAUAGUUUCCAUAUAUAGGGCUAGAAUUAUUUGGAAACUUACUUCUUUCCAUGUAUAGCAUUCUUGUAAAGUCUAUAUAUAAUAUACAGAACACUCAAGGCUAGUUAACAUGGCUAUUUCAUACAAUCUUGACACCCAUCGCUUAUAGAAAUAAGUUUCUCGCUUCAUUUUGAACUAUUGAGUCUUCUGAUUCUGCCUCUCAUUUUGGUAGAGAACUUGCUUCUCACUUCUUUUAGGAACAGUGAGCCUUCUGGGUCUUAGAAUUAUUGAAGAGAACUCGCUGUUCUGUUCUCAUCCUUUUUUUAAUAGAAUUUCGUUAUGUCAAUGACCCACGGAAACUUCACUACAUUUUUUGUUGUGCAUUCUCUCUGAACUAGACUACAACAAGAUCAUGAUUCUUAGAGCUAAUUCAGUAUCUGAUACUGUUCUUCUAGUUGUCCUCUCACCAUUGCUUUUAUUCCUCAGAUUCGACAAGGUAGAAAUAUUAAGGGUGCAGUCACUGCAGUGCCAACGAAAUUCAAAGGAGUAGAUAAAGAUGGCCAGCAUGGACAUUACACCAGCAGCUAAGUGGAAAGUCUUGGAAAUGGUGACAGAAGAAGCUUACCCAAGCAGGCAAUUAUUUUUCGUCAUUCCGGAUGUUCAUUAUUUAAAUUGGGUUGGGCAUCAUAGAAGACUUAUGGGUGGGUUGAUUGAUAAUAGUGGCAAUUUGUUACCGUGACCCAUAAUACUGAUCAGAAUCAGUCGGUUUGAAUUGGAUUUGGGGAUUAACCUGCACUUUAUCUGGUAGGUUAGGUUUGGAUAGUAAGUUGAGAUGAGAUUAGUUAAAAUGAAAGUUGAAAGUUAAAAAAAAUAUUAUUUUUUAAUAUUAUUAUUAUUUUAAGAUUUGAAAAAGUUGAAUUGUUUAUUGUAUUUUAUGUGGAAAUUUGUAAAAGUUGUAAUGAUGAGAUGAGAUAGGUUAGGAGUAUUUUUCAAUCCAAAUUGAUUAAUUGCCACCCAUGGUCAGGAAUUCUUGGAGAGUUUUUAGACAUGCUUAUGUAUGUAUUUCAUCCCUUGUUUUGACAUUGGUAGUGUUUGUCGGACACUUGAAAAUAUUAGAUAAUUCAUCAGAAGAAUGCUUUUAAAAAAAAAAAAAACCAGAAAAUUUAUUGCAGAAUAUUCCUUUGUGUGGCAAUGCUUUAUGCAGAAAUUAAUAAUUUUGGUUUUCCUAUAUUCUCUGUAAUGGAUUUCGACUUUAGGCUCGGCUCAAUUUCUUUAUAAUGGUAUACCAAAUUUGUCAGUUUGGCAAGUCUGGUUUUACUGAAAACAUUCCUUGUUGACCAGAAAACAUCACAUCCCUAUCAUUUACCUCUCUACGAGUGCCCGUUGAAUUUGGAAUUUUCCUGUUUUCAACUGCCUGUAGCUGAUCCAUGUUCUGAGAUUUGUUGAAACAAUUAUGAUGAUAAUUAAUAAGGCUUUACCUCUGUUGCUGAUAUUUAUAUGCUGUUAACAUUAUGAUGUGACUUUCUAGCUUCUUGAAGAGGUAUUCGAUCGGGUCAACUUUCAAAUUGCAUCCAUAUGAAAGAUGCUACCUAUAUAUCUAUGGUGGUGAGUUUGGAUAGAGCGGAAUGCAAGAAGGUUUGAAGAUUAAGAGCGAUCGAUGGAAAAGCUUAGAAAUUUGUUUUUCUAUACUCUACUUCAUUGGUCCAUUGUAAUUGAUUUUCAUGGCAUGUCUUUUCAUGAACACCUUAUAUCUUUAAACUAGCACACCUAGGCGUUGUUCUUGUAUAUGUUCCGUAUGCUUGAUCAGUUGGCUUUUCUUAAUCAAUAAAAUUUGUUUACCGAUAAUAUAUAUAUAUUAUGAUGGGAUCCCGUUUGGAUGUAUUCUCAAUAAAUAAUCAUUGCUAUUAGCAUAUUAUUUUGAUCUAGUCGUCUUCAAUAAAUAUGCUGCUGUAGCUCAGAAAUUUGUUAUCGGUACUCAUUUAUGUUGGACAGCCUCCAUAAAACUUUAAAUGCACUAAAUCUACAUGACUUUCUUGUAUCCUUUUCUUCUUAGAUAGGCGUCUCUUUUGAUACUUCCUAUAUACUUGAGUUGUGCACACGUUUCCACUUACUAGUAGGGAAUUAUUACUCAUACAAAAAUAAGUAAAUACAGUGCAGGGUGCGUUAUCUUGAUGCGGCUGAUUCAUCUGGCAUCACUAAUAUCAGCAACAGAUAUUGAGCCUGAGGAGGAAGUUGAAGCUGUUGAAGUUCAUGGCCAACUGUCACUGGGAACAUCUGCAUGGUUCCAAUGGCUACUGUGAGCGGAAGUUAUCCGCUGACGGCGCAAGUAAUAAUUGGGUGUAUAAUCGGAUUCGCAAUUUACUGCAUAUAAAUUGUUGAAAGCACAGGUCAUUAAGCCAAAAUAUGUCAAUGUAGGUCUCCAUAGCUUGGUGGACCAUGUGAACAAACACAAAUGAAGUAGGAUGAGUAUGAAAUCAACUAUUUCUGAUUUUAUCAAAAUUUAAAGAAUCAGAUAAUUUAUCUUACAGAUUA
Messenger RNA from Carya illinoinensis, 12230 nucleotides. RefSeq names its product zinc finger CCCH domain-containing protein 13-like. Lineage: Eukaryota; Viridiplantae; Streptophyta; Magnoliopsida; Fagales; Juglandaceae. The record is from RefSeq and is a predicted model, not a curated record. The transcript has 3 exons. Bases 382 to 1695 code for a protein of 437 amino acids.